Ilyonectria robusta is the source of this 732-nucleotide messenger RNA. RefSeq lists its product as uncharacterized. The coding region runs from base 1 to 732 and encodes 243 amino acids. Lineage: Eukaryota; Fungi; Ascomycota; Sordariomycetes; Hypocreales; Nectriaceae. The record is from RefSeq and is a predicted model, not a curated record. The transcript is spliced from 2 exons.
AUGGCCUCGGAACUCGAGAACUCAGACGACGUCCAGUCCCUGUCGCCGCACGCAAGUCACAACGACUCAGGAACCUCGCAAAAUCCCAUUGCUAUUUCUGAUGAUGAUAACGAUGUCGUCUUUGUGCGCCGGAAGCGGUCGCGGACCCAGCCUCGCAACCAGGAUCCCAUUGUCAUUUCCGAUGAUGACGAUGUCGUCUUUAUGCGCCAGAAGCGGUUGAGGACUCCCCCCGUCAUGCACGAGCCUAUCAAGUACGAACCUGUCAAGCACGAACACGAACCCGUCAAGCAUGAACCUGUCAAGUGCGAACCUAUCAAGCACGAAUCCAUCAAAAAGGGAGACCUUUCCGACGAGGAUUUGACCAUAGUGGCCCCUCUGGCCCCUCUGGCCCAUCGGAUUCCACGGCGCACUACGAGGACCAAAAGAAAGUACUACGACGAUGAACAACUAGGCUUGGUUCAACCCCGCUCUAACUCGGUCGCUCCGCCCUUCGCAGAGAGGAACUCUGAUGGUGAUGACGAGUUCAACAUCACACCUUCCACCUUGCCUGUCCCUAGUUCAAGCCUUCCCCGUCGCUCUCUCCCUGGCUCGAUUUCUGGACCAAUCGCCCCGCCCAAGACGAAGUGGGAAUACAACAGCAACAGCGAGGGGAACGCCGACAGCGAUGGCGAGUUCAACAUCACACCUUCCACCCUGCCUGUCCCCACUUGGCUGCCAUGGAUCUGGAGGUGA